AUGAAGAAACUUAAUUUGGAUUGGGGAGCCGAAUCAAAUCAAAGGUUAAAUGACUUCAAUAUGAUUGAUGAGUUUCGCCUAAAAGCGAAUGAAAAUUCAGCCUUGUACAAAGAGAAUAUGAAGAGGUAUCAUGAUCAACGAAUUGACAACCCAGAAUUUGUUGUGGGUGAUCUUGUGCUUCUAUUCAACUCUAGGCUGCUCUUAUUUUCGGGCAAACUCAAGUCCAAAUGGACCAAGCCAUUAUUAGUCACGAAGGUCUUGCCCAAUGGUGCGGUGGAGCUUGAGAAUAGUGAAGGAACAAGGUUCUUGGUAAAUGGACAAAGGAUCAAGAUCUAUCUGGGAAAUUCAAAGAGUGUGCAAGGGGAUUUUGAGGCCUACUAUCUUGAUUAA
Molecule: messenger RNA, 390 nt
Organism: Solanum stenotomum
Lineage: Eukaryota; Viridiplantae; Streptophyta; Magnoliopsida; Solanales; Solanaceae
Exons: 1
Coding region: 1-390 (129 amino acids)
Source: RefSeq, a predicted model, not a curated record